AUUUGCAAAUGCCAUGCUUAACGCUAUUUACAAAGGGAAGUUUAGGGAAGUAAGCGACUUAUUUAAAAGCAACCCAGAUGCAAUAUCUACAACAUUUGAAAAUGGAAAAACUGCUCUUCACGUUGCAAUUACUGCUGGUCAGCUAAGGGUUGCUAAGGAAUUGAUCACUAUUACUGGUACUGAAGCAAACAGUUGCCAAUUGAAGAUAAAAGAUGAGAGUGGCAACACAGCUCUUUCCUUUGCUGCUCGUAGUGGAAUGAUGGAAAUUGCAAAAUGCUUGAUUGAAAAGAACAAGGACUUGCUUAAUAUCCCAGAUGGCAACGAUAGGCUCCCAGUUCAAUUGGCUUGCAGGGCAGGCCAUGGGGACAUGGCUCGCUACCUCUACCGCGAAACACCGACAAAAUGUCUAAGGGGAGUCAAGGGCUUCUACCUCCUCGAAGAGUGUGUAACUAAGAAAAUGUUUGGUACAAGAGUGAAGGUAGAUAAAGGAAGUGUUCUAUCUGAUGGUGUUGGCAGUGUUGCAGCUCAACGAGGAGCAAAGUUAGCUCCUCGUUUUGACCUUGAUCACAUCUCAAGGGCAGCUCGGUUGCAAAGUGAGCUACGCUGGUUCAAGGCAGUGAAAGGCAUUGUUCCACAGUUUUACAACUAUUGUAAAAACAAUAAUGGUGAAACUCCUUCCCAAGUGUUUGUUAACGAACACAAGCAGUUGCUAAAAGAAGCGGAAGAAUGGGUGAAGAAAACAGCAGAAUCUUCUUCAGUCGUAGCUACUCUAAUCAUUGGAAUUAUGUUUGCUGUGGCUUUCACUGUUCCUGUAUCAGAUGCAAUUUCUCUUUUUGCUGCAACUAGUUCGGUGCUAAUCUUUUUGGCGAUUUUUGCUUCACGUUAUGCUUAUGAAGAUUUCUAUAAAUCCUUACCCGUGAAGUUGAUUGUUGGCAUAUCUUCACUCUUCAUCUCUAUUGCAGCAAUGAUGGUAGCAUUUUGUGUUGCUCUUUUCAUUAUGCUACAAGGUCACUUUUGGAUAAUCAUACCAACAACUUUGUUUGCUGGUGUUCCAGUCAUUAUCUGGGUUCUGUUGCUGUUUCCUUUUCUUGUUGAGCUUGAAACUUUGACUUUUGCACCAGGCAUCUUUGAUAGUAAAUGAACAUCAACAUGGAAAAGGAAGAGAUGGAUAGAAUUUCUGUUAUUUUAUGUUAGUAAAUAGACGAGUGUGCUUUACAUGUAUUGUAACUGCAAGAAAUAUUUGGCGGAUGUGUAUUAUUUGAAGAUUUCGUAUACCUCUAUAAGUGCGAAACUCUUUCGGUAAUUCAUAUAGAGUACUCUAAAUAUUCUGUCAUAGUAUCUAAGACACAGUAAAAGCCGAAAAUUGCU
Messenger RNA from Rubroshorea leprosula, 1368 nucleotides. The record is from the annotation of a GenBank genome assembly. NCBI's taxonomy places the organism in Eukaryota, Viridiplantae, Streptophyta, Magnoliopsida, Malvales, Dipterocarpaceae.